Messenger RNA from Drosophila suzukii, 852 nucleotides. The record is from RefSeq and is a predicted model, not a curated record. NCBI's taxonomy places the organism in Eukaryota, Metazoa, Arthropoda, Insecta, Diptera, Drosophilidae.
ACUCCACGGACAAGAUGUUAAGCAAAGUGUUUCGGUACAUCAAGAAAAAAACAUUGAACGAGCGGGUUCAAUCGCGGGACGCUUUUAUUUACUUGGAUCGGGUCAUGUGGUCCAUGGGCUGGACAGAGCCAAAAAGCAAUAAGUAAAUAUUAUAAUACUUUUUCUCUAAAGAUGGAGAUAUGUGGGCAACUUUUAUGGUUGUUUUGAUGUUCAUCCUUCUGCCAAUUUCAAUGACCAUCGAGUACAUUCAGCGGUUCAAGAGCUUUUCGGCUGGCGAGUUCCUCACUUCCCUUGAAAUCGGGGUUAACAUGUAUGGAAGUUCCUUUAAGUGCGCUUUCACCAUGAUUGGCUAAAAGAAAAGGCAGGAAGCCAAGAGAAUACUGGAUUUGCUGGACAAGAGCUGCAUCACAGUUCAUCGCAUGGCUUUGGGAAACUUACUUGAUAUCAUGUAUUACAUAUUUUACUCCAGAUUUGUGGUCAUGAACUUUCCGUACUUUCUGCUGAAGGGACGUCAUGCCUGGAGAAUGUAUUUUCCCCUGAUCGACUCCGGUGAGCAAUUCUUUAUCUCCAGCAUCGCGGAAUGCCUUCUGAUGACACGGUGGAUCUACAUGGAUCUGUGCACGGAUGUUUGUCCCUUGGUCUCCUUGCUGAUGGCUCGAUGUCACUUAAACCUUCUCAAGGAUCGACUGCAGCAGCCCAUUAUCCUCACGGCAGGAGGUGUUUUCCCGAUUUGCAUGCAAACAACUUUAGCUAUGGUGAAAUUGGCAUUUCUGUGGUCACGAUCAUCAAGCAAUUUAAUUUGACCGAGCAGUUUCAAUUAAACGAGAGAACCUAAACUUAAUUCUAAAAACA